CUAUUAUCACGCAGUGUGUGUAUUAGUUAACACUCGCGACCUUUUUCAGAAAAUAAAAGUUUUUUUCCAAGUGAAAAAGUCAUCGGUAAAUUCGCGCAAUCAUGGUUAUGGAAGGAUUGUCACCGAGCAGCUGGAAAAAGCACCCAGCUCUCAUCCCACUGUUUGUCUGCCUCGGUGCAGGAGUAGCUAUGUCAAUGUUUUACACUUUGAGAUUGGCAACUAGGAAUCCUGAUGUUUCAUGGAACAAAAAAGCAAAUCCUGAACCCUGGAAUGAAUACAGAGAUAGACGUUAUAAGUUCUACAGCCCAACUGGGGCUGAACUGGAAAAGAGCGCUGCUCCAGAAUAUUAAGUUUUUUUAUUUACAAGUAUACUGUGGAUACUGAUAUUAGAGACUGUCAAUAGAGAAAUACCGCAACUCUUAUCGCCUCCAUAGUAACAAAAAUGAUGAAUUCUUAUAGUGUAUUAUUGAAAUAUUAUGUAGCAUAAAAUGUUUCAAAUAACAAAGCAGUUGUU
Messenger RNA from Trichogramma pretiosum, 514 nucleotides. RefSeq names its product cytochrome c oxidase subunit NDUFA4 (gene ND-MLRQ). The record is from RefSeq and is a predicted model, not a curated record. The coding region runs from base 102 to 350 and encodes 82 amino acids. NCBI's taxonomy places the organism in Eukaryota, Metazoa, Arthropoda, Insecta, Hymenoptera, Trichogrammatidae. The transcript has 3 exons.